Closterium sp. Yama58-4 is the source of this 1320-nucleotide messenger RNA. The record is from the annotation of a GenBank genome assembly. NCBI's taxonomy places the organism in Eukaryota, Viridiplantae, Streptophyta, Zygnematophyceae, Desmidiales, Closteriaceae.
AUGGUACAUUCUGCUACCAAGGGCGUAUUCCCCGAGGUUGAUGAGAAGGACGGUUCAGUCGAGCCAGACGCAGCGGCGUCUCGCCUUGUCGCUCUCCACCCCUUCCUCGCCCAGCCUGCCAUCGCCGCAUCUCCCGCCACACCCGCGUUCCUUCCGCGCUCCGCCUCGCCUCUCCCCGUCCAUCCCCUACCCGUUCCCGCCGCUGCAUCUUCCCCCUGCCCGCCGCGCGCGUCAUGGCUGCGCUCAACCGCUUCCGCUUUCACCCCCGCGUCCUCCAUCCCUUCCCCAGCCCCAUCUUCCGCUCUGUCCUUUCUCCCCGCCCCAUGCGCCGCUUCCGCCGCUUCCGCCCCUUCCGCCUUCCACCUCACAGCGCGCUCCCCUUACCGUGACUCCGCUCCGCCCCUUCAUCCCCCGUAUCGACACGCCUGUCCACAUAUCGGCCGCGAAUUCAGCAGCAGCACGGGAAGCAACGGCGGGGGAAGCGGCGCGGCGGAGGCUGGAGAUGGCGCGGGGGACACACCCCCCGGGGGGAGUAUUUUCCAGAAUAUCCGGGUGGAGCUUGUGGCGGACGGGCAGGUUGGGUUAAUUACCCUGGCACGGCCGAAAGCGCUGAACGCGCUGUCACAGGCGGUUAUGGGGGAGGUGGUAUCUGCGUUAAAGUGGAUGGACCAGAAAGCCACGGUGGGGGCGACGGUGAUAACGGGCGAGGGGCGCGCGUUUGCAGCGGGGGCGGACAUAGCGGAGAUGGCGCCACUGACCUUCGCUGCUGCUCUCAAGAGGGACCUGCUUUGGCAGUGGGACGAGAUGAGGCGGCUGAAGAAACCGGUCAUUGCUGCUGUCAACGGCUAUGCCUUAGGUGGCGGGUGCGAGCUGGCGAUGAUGUGUGACAUCAUCCUGGCGGGCGAGAAGGCCGUGUUUGGGCAGCCGGAGGUGAAGCUGGGGGUGAUUCCCGGGAUGGGUGGCUCGCAGCGACUCACUCGCGCCGUGGGCAAGGCGCGCGCCAUGGAGAUGAUUCUCACAGGGGAGUUCUUCAUGGACGCAGAAGAGGCUGCACGGGCUGGGCUUGCUAGUAGAGUGAUCCCAGGCCCACCAGAGGAGCUAGUGAAAGCAGCCAUAGCAACAGCUAGCAAGAUCGCAUCUCUGUCGCAACCGGCUGUAGCCAUGGCGAAGCAGAGCGUCAACGCGGCGUUCAACGGGUCGCUGGCUCAAGGGCUGGCGGAGGAGCGAGCACUCUUCCUCUCCUCCUUCGCUCUCGCCGACCAGAAGGAAGGCAUGCAGGCGUUUCUGGAGAAGCGGGCUCCUGAUUUCAAGCAUGAAUGA